UUAAUAUACACUCAGCCGCGACCGUCAAAAAUUCUUGGAGUCGCCACCAAAGUUGCCUACUGGUCAUGUCGCUUGCCCACCGGGAUAAAGUAUGCCGUUGAAUAUUAAUGGUGGGAUUUGCCCAGAUGUCGGGCAUGCGCCUGUCACUCAAGUGGCAGGGCUGAACCGAAAACAGUCAGUUGGCGUGCCAAGCAGACUAUUUGUAGCUUAAUCCGGACCAUCUCUUGGCGUUGUUUUACGUAUCUCUUACUUAGGCUUAGGUAGCUAACUGAUUCUUCAUCGCUGAGGACCCGGGCAUUUUCUGAUUCCUUUUGUCGCUUCUGUUAGAAUAGUCCCCGCGUAAACUGCUAUCGGCCGUUCGGGCAAUGUCGGGACUUUGAAGUGCAACUCAUCCAUCGCCCACCACUUUUAGACGGCCCGGUUUAUUAUUGUUGACGGAAGCUUGACAUAACAGUUGUCUUCUCAGCGAUUUUUCUUGGGCAUCUCCUACUAGCUCCCUCCUUCCCUCCGUCGUAACAAAGCCGUCGUGACAACUCACCAUGAACUGCCCCUCGCGAACCGACGACACCCUGGGGCAUCCAGGCUGGAACCAGAACCCGCCGCCUCUGAACGCCGACGCAACAACCCGGGAGGACUUCAAUGGAAUGGCCAAUUCCAAGGUCCGCAGAGGACAUAUAUCCGGCCUGGGCGAAGGAGGCGGCAUCUCAGUGCUAGAAAGCCCGGUCCCAGUCCCCAAUAGUAGGGACGAGUCGGCCCUCAAGGCGGGCGCAGCCGGCGGGGCGGUCUCUGCAUACUCCAGGCACCAGCCUGAGAGAAACAGUGAUUCGCCUCGCCGUUCUUUUCCAGCCUUUCCGCAUAUCUCUUCCAUUCCAGCUCGCGUCUCCCAGAGCCUCCUCAAGUUCGCCCGUUUCGUCGGGCCAGGUUUUCUUGUUGCUGUCGCCUAUAUCGACCCAGGAAACUAUGCCACCGAUGUUGCAGCCGGUGCGGACUUUCGAUACGCGCUCCUCUUUAUCGUCCUCCUGUCGAACCUGUUCGCGAUCUUCCUGCAGUCGCUAUGUAUAAAGCUUGGGACAGUGACAGGGUUGAACCUCGCGGAGAAUUGCAGGGAGCAUCUUCCCAAAUGGUUGACGAUCAUCCUGUAUAUCUUCGCUGAGGCAGCUAUUGUUGCAACGGAUAUAGCAGAGGUCGUGGGCUCUGCAAUCUCCCUCAACCUCCUCCUUAAUAUCCCACUUGUUGCGGGCUGCGCCAUCACCCUGGCAGAUGUUCUCUUUAUCCUGAUCUUCUACAGACCGAAUGGCUCAAUGUGGGGUCUGCGGCUGUUUGAGUUCUUUGUCAUGGCCUUGGUGCUGGGAGUAGUCAUAUGCUUCUGCAUCCAGCUAUCUCUCAUCAAAGAGCAGUCGAUCGGAGACGUGUUCCGCGGCUACCUCCCGUCCCCGGCCGUAGUUCAAUCUAAUGGGUUAUACCAAAGCUGCGGCAUCCUCGGCGCAACUGUCAUGCCCCACUCCAUGUUCUUAGGCAGUGGUAUUGUACAGGCCCGCCUCAAAGAAUUCGACGUCAUCUCCGGCUACGCCGACCCAACCGUCUGCAUUGGCAGUACAAACGGUGAAGUCGAGUACCGCCCAUCUCUCCGUGCAAUUCGCGGCUGCAUGAAAUACUCAAUCAUUGAGCUCGCUCUGUCCCUAUUCACCUUCGCACUCUUUGUGAAUAGCUCCAUCCUCAUUGUUGCUGGUGCUUCCCUCUACAACACCCCCUCUGCAACAGACGACGCAGACCUCUUCGGUAUCUACAACCUUUUAUCGUCUUCCAUCUCCAAAGCGGCGGGGACGGUCUUCGCACUGGCCCUUCUCCUUUCCGGUCUUUCUGCCGGCAUUGUCUGCACCAUGGCCGGACAAAUGGUGUCCGAGGGGAUGCUCAACUGGAGUAUUCGCCCUUGGCUCCGUAGGCUCAUCACCCGUUCUAUCAGCAUCAUCCCCAGUAUUGUGAUUGCUGGGGCGGUGGGGAAGGAAGGCCUUAAUAAGACGCUUACAGCUAGCCAGGUCGUGCUCAGCGUUAUACUACCCUUUGUCAGCGCGCCGCUUGUUUAUUUUACUUGCCGCAACCGGUACAUGACUGUGCCCAUGGAGCGGGUACAUGAUGCAGAUGCAGAUAUAGAUACAGACGAGCAGACCCAGCCUCAGAACGCCGCAGAAGGUGACGACAACGGUGGCAGUGCUACCGACGGCGUCAAAAUGGGCAAUGGACUUCUUGUUUCUGCUAUAGCCGUCUUGGUCUGGGUCAUUAUCGCGGUCAUGAAUGUGGCCUUGCUUGUCCUUGUAGGGAUGGGCAAGGCUUAACUAACAAACUAACCUUCUAUUACCUAUUUCUUUAUAUAAAAAUCUCUGAAAUUAGGUAGGUAGAAUUAAGAAACCAAUCAAUCCCUGUUAGCUACCUU
Molecule: messenger RNA, 2431 nt
Organism: Aspergillus nidulans FGSC A4
Lineage: Eukaryota; Fungi; Ascomycota; Eurotiomycetes; Eurotiales; Aspergillaceae
Exons: 3
Coding region: 540-2333 (597 amino acids)
Biological process (GO): metal ion transport; manganese ion transmembrane transport
Cellular component (GO): membrane
Molecular function (GO): metal ion transmembrane transporter activity
Source: RefSeq, a predicted model, not a curated record